This is a messenger RNA of Lentinula edodes (shiitake mushroom), 4042 nucleotides long. RefSeq lists its product as uncharacterized. The record is from RefSeq and is a predicted model, not a curated record. Lineage: Eukaryota; Fungi; Basidiomycota; Agaricomycetes; Agaricales; Omphalotaceae. Bases 222 to 3764 code for a protein of 1180 amino acids. The transcript has 3 exons.
GCCAGCGAUUUGACUCUCGUCUUUGGCCACUGGCACCGAAAUCAUCACAAAGCACUGCUUAGCUGAAAUGCUUAGGAUAAGGUUUCGAGAUGAGGGGUUGGACACCAUGAACAGUGAUACGGCUGUUCUUCAACUUGACCUCCAUUUUCCCUGCUUCACUACCUAUUCCAUUCACCCAUCUCACGCCGCCGUCGCUCGCGGCACGAGCGUUGACGUUCUCGAUGUUCGAUUUGCCCUUCCUACUUCAGUUUGUUCUGCUCGCCUUUAUGCUCAUCGGCCUUGCAUUCCCUGGAAUCACAGUUGGAUUUCCGACCACUAGUACGAACGUUACAAUCGACGAUCAAGAUCCCGCUAUCUUUUACUCGGCCGGGCAAUGGAACUUGUCAAACUCUUACAAUUCUCUAGAUGUCAAAGGUUUCCACCAUCUCAGUGGUCAGUCAUCUGCGUUCGCAGUAUUCAAUUUUACAGGAGUCGCGAUUUACUUUCUAUCCCCGCUCUGGCCUUACGCUGUUGGAGCGCAGCUAGUGCUCGAUAAUCAACCUCCUGCCUUUGUGGAUCUACAAGACUAUUCUCGAUCUGUGAGCUUGAGUGGGGGUUCAGAAACUGUAUCUAGUGCGGUCGUUUGGGGAGUCGAGAAUUUGGAGUUGGGGAAUCAUAGCUUACGAGUUGAGUUUGCACAAGAGAAAUCCGAGUAUGUGGUGUUGGACGCAUUAAUAUAUUCGUCUAUUGACAACGCCACCGUUAAAAGCCCUGUAUCUUCUUUCGUCGGUGGAUCGAGUGUCAUGCCUUCCCCUACCGUUGUCGAGCAAACAAGCUCCUCUACUCCCGUAUCUCAUCAAUCUGGGACUUCAGCUGCUAUCGGAGCUGUGGUCGCCGUCGUUGUAGUACUCGUUAUAUUCGUUCUUGUCUUCCUUGUCUUCCGAUAUCGAAAACGCAAAGCUGCUCGAUUUCCACGCCUAAACAUUUGGGACGGUGAAGAUCAUCCAGCAGAGAAUCGCGACCAGAGUGGUAGUGUGAUGGAAUCAUCCGCGACGCACGAUGCGACGGUUUUGUCGAUGAGGAGUCGCUCUGCAGAGCGUUUGCUUCAGUCUCCUACUAAAACUUCCUCCACUUUGCCUUCGGCGUCGAAGUCUACUGUAGCCAUUUCUCCUCGUCUUCCACUUCCUCCAAUCAACACGAAACAACUACCUGCGCUACCACCACCCGACGAAGAAACACAGUCAGCUCUCAAAUAUACGAAGUCAAUAUUGUCAGCGGUGUCUAAAAGAUUUACUACCCCUGCUCCAAUUCCUCAAAGCGGGUCUACCGCGGAAUCUACCACCUCGUCUUUCUUUCCUCGUCCCAUUUUUGAUGAAGAUCACCGGAUGCUAUCGAUAUCCAGACAACACUCAUUUCGUGGUACAACAACACCUAUACUAACUGGCUCGGACGCGCUGGAUCCUGCGAAGGUCUCUAGGAUAGGAACGUAUCCAGGAGUGGCGACCAGUAAAGUCGAGUUACAGGAGGCGCGACGUUUUCCGGCGAAGCCUAUCACUCGCAACCUCGUUCCUCACCCUGCUAGUGAGAACGUGCAACCACCUGUGACAGUCGAAAUCUCUCGAAAAAAAAAUCAGUCUCCGCCCCCUUUACCAACCCAACCAAGCACGACCGUCAGCCCACACAUCUCUUCAUCUUCUGUUUCCUAUUCCGCGAAACGGAAAUCGCUGAACGCGCUUACGAUCAUACCAGAAAAUAGUGGUUCCCGGGGUAAGCUUGAUACGGAAGAGAUUAAUACAUCGUCUAACCGCACUGGAAAGCGUGUUUCUGGAGGAAAGUUAAGAAUGGAGAAAGAGAGGCAGCGAAGGCGACGUUCCAAAACUCCUGUCACCCCGCAAGGUCCUCGUUCGCGUCCUCUCCCUUCGCCUCCAGCUUUUCUCUCUGUUUCAGGCUAUAAUACACCUUUACCAUCUGCGUCCUCCGGCGGAUCUUCGAAUUCUGAAGCUUUGAGCAGCAAUGGAUCCGUUCCCACUGUGAAUUCUCAAUUUCCGAUCAAGGCCACGGUACAAGGGCACGUAGUCCAUAAACGUAGGCCUUUACCGCAGACAUUACCGGAGGCGCGGAGGUCGUCGUUACUUUUGGGCUCACAUAUAUUGGUUCCGCUGAGGAGUGUUUCUCGUGGGUUGUCUCCUGGAGUUGAUGGCGUCCGCUCUCGCGCGCUCUCGAUAAGCUCAAUAAUUCAAUCACAACCCGAACGUUUGAAAAGCGCUUUUAUGAGACAAGAUCAAGAGCUAAAGACACCUUUGAGCAGUUCUGAUUCCACUUGUACAGAGGAUGAUGAUGAUUACAAACAGGAACUUCGUGAUAGAAAUAUCGCUUCUCCCUCCCCCCGAUUAGAAUGGGAUCUACCCGUCCUUUCAUCCCUUCUAUCUCUGCCUGCCAUCAGUCUUUCGGACAAUGCCUUAACUGCGCCCUCGCCUGCCCUUCUCCCUAUUCCUACUUCCAAUAAACCAACACCUUUGAGACCUCGGAGUGGGCAGCCAGAACACUCACGUAGCCUCCCAUCCUCUCUACCCAGCCUGAAUGUAGUUCCACAGGAGCCAGCGGAUAACAAUAAUAAUCCUUCUACUUCUGUCAGUACCGCUGCACGAGGACCUUUACCUCCCACUCCUUCCGCACCACUGUCAGCCCGUUCGACUCCAGAGACUCGUUCCGGUGAUAGAUCGCCGCGCUCCCCAAGACGUUUACCCCCUGAACCCCUGCAGUUGAAGCAUACAAGGAUGGAAUCAUCUAAGGAGAUUACCGACGCUCCUGACGCACAAUAUCUCACUAUUCCGGGAGAUCUCAACGUCGCUCCGCCUCCGUAUUCUGGUCGUCGGUUUAGUCCGUCCAUGAUUCCACAGCCAAAAGCGCCAGCCCACCGGCUUUUUGCCCAGGAAGCCGUCCCGCUUGCUGAGGGAGAGCAGACAGAGCAAUUUCAGAAGGACCCUUCAUUACUCAAUUCUACCAGAAACUUUACCAGACGAGCCCUACAGAGCAUACCAGCAACCCCUUCGGAAUGGAGAACAAGUCCAACUGCGCUGUCUUUGACAACACCAGGUUCGAUAGGUCAGACACCUCAACAUCAGGAUGAUACUGCAGCAGAGAUGUUGUUUGAGUUACUUGAUGACGCCGGAUCUCCCUCAAGUACAGCUACAUCACAUACAUCGACAACCAUACGCCCACUUUCGAUACCUAAGAAAUCGAAUCAUAUAACAUCAGUGCCUCCCCCGCCACGGCAGUCUGUGAUGACACAUGGUAAGUCGUUGUCCGCGUCCCAGGAUUCUGCUGCAGCUAUUACAAAACGAUCAUAUCCGCACCAACCGCGACAAGAGUCUGUUACGCGAGUUCCGAGAAUAUCUCUGAUACCGGAAGAUGAAGCAGUACCACCAAUCACAUCUAGAUUGCUAUCACCACGAAAUCCUCUGAUCAUUCCUCCUCAUCCCAUUGCACCCCCACCUCCGCUGCCUUCGUUGCCUCCUGCAUCGACUCUAGCGCCUGCAGUGUUUUCGCCAUCUAAACCCAUCUCGAUCCGGAGUAAAGUGUGGAAUGCUCGAGAGAUAAAUUCUCGUGCUAAUGCACCUGUUGAUACCCAGGAUGGUAGUCGAAAUAUUGCUACUGCCUCUAGCAUAUCCAGAUCCAGAUCCAAUUCAGCUCCUCAGAGAACGGACUCUCAGACCACGCGAAUUAUCUACCCCCACGCCCGUACUGUCAUUACUGACGAUUUUACGUCUACAUAUGUGCCGUAGAUAUUUAUUCCCAAUAGUUACAAUUGCGUUUAUCGAAAAGGAUCCUGGCCAUAGAGACCUUGCCAAUAUACUGACGUCUGGAAAUGCAUCAGGUUCUAUCAGGAUCCAGCAAGAUUUCAUAUCACAAGGUGCUCGCCAUUUACCUUGUUCCCUACGGACUUCACAGCCCCUUCAAUAAUCCACUGCCUGUGGAAAGCUGUAGAUAGGUUAAAUUGCGGAUAUCACAAGUCAAAUAACUCUUCGUUCCAUGGUCCAGAAAAGGAAAGGAAACUGGUAUG